Molecule: messenger RNA, 2274 nt
Organism: Lemur catta (Ring-tailed lemur)
Lineage: Eukaryota; Metazoa; Chordata; Mammalia; Primates; Lemuridae
Gene: MARVELD3
Product: MARVEL domain containing 3
Exons: 3
Coding region: 84-1247 (387 amino acids)
Cellular component (GO): membrane
Source: RefSeq, a predicted model, not a curated record
GCCCGGCCCCCGGGCUCGGCCACCUGCCUGGGAAACUUGUGGUUGGUUGUUGCCCUGCGGUCGUUCCCGGGCGGAACCGGGCCAUGGAAGACACGUCGGGGACUCGCGAGCCCCGGGCCCGGCCGAGAGAGCGGGACGCGGACCGGCGCGCCCACGCAGACCGAGAGCGCCGCCCCGAGCGACCGCGGGACAGACCCCGGGACCCGCACAGGGAGAGAAACAGGGACGGGCGGGGGAACGCGAACCGGCGAGAGGACCGGGACCGAGAGAGGGACCGAGACCCGCGCCAGGACAGACGCAGGGACGCGGGCCACCGUGCCGGUGAACAAAGAGUUUGGGAAGAGUCCCGCCAAAGCCGGACGCGGGACGCACCCCGGGGCCGGACCUGGGACGCAGCCCCGCAGCCCCGGCCCGCGCCAGGGGCAGCUCGGGAGCCGCCGCCCCUGUGGAAGGAGGACCUCGGGCGCCACCGACCCGAAAGUGAACCCACUUCAGGGAGAUACCUGUCCUCGAACCCCAGGUCUGGACUAGAAGAAGUGGAAUUUUAUCAGUCAGAGGCGGAAGGACUCCUGGAAUGCCAUAAAUGCAAAUACUUGUGCACGGGGAGAGGUGUGGUGCAGAUAGUGGAGGUGAUACUGAACGCGAUGGUGCUCAUGUGCAUCGUGGCCUCCUACUUUGUCCUUGCCGGAUUCAGCGCCAGCUUCACCAGCGGCGGCGGCUUGGGGAACAACUAUUACUCACCGUUUGAGGGCACGGAACUGGAGCAGGUGCGGCAGCUGGACCAGCAGUACACGGUCCUGCGGGCGCCCCUGAUAUACGGCGGCGUGGCUGUGUCCCUGGGGCUGGGUGUCCUCACCAUGAGCGUUCUGCUCCAAGGAGCCAAAAGACUAACAAAACUGUCGGGGAAGUGGCUCCUCACAGAGGCCGCCUUCAGCCUCCUAGCGGCCGUGGGCUACUGCGCAGGCGUCGGCGUCUACCUCCACGCGGCCUUGCAGAUCAAUUCCACCGACACCUGCAAGAGGAGAGAGAGGCUCUACGCCAGCAGGGGUCUCACCUGGAUGAACUGCCAGCUGUCGGGCACCGACGGAGCCGCAGCCACCUUUGCCUGUCUGCUGGUGAUCAUGUACUGUGUCAGCGUGGCGCUGGCCCUGCGGAGCUACCGAGAACAGAAGCACUACAAAGGCGGCCGGGGACAGCCCCGAAGUGGCAGUGAUGCACCAGAAUACCUGUGGUCUGGAACGCUCUGAGAUGAUCUUCUGGAACCUCAAUGUCAACCCAACCCCACUGUUUCUCCCAAAAAGACAGGGCCUUUCAAACCACACAGGAGACAACUGCGGUUUUCACAUACUUGAUUUUAGAAAUGCUCCCUUUGGAUCAAUGCAAAGUUAAAUAAUUGACUCAUUUUUUUCUACUGUAAAAGGAGAUCAAUAAGUCUUUUUGGCUGAUUUGAUGAGAGCUUGAAAAAAAACAUCACCUUUGCUACAAAGUGCAACCUCAGGUGUCUGGGGGACCCUUACGCUGUGGCUGUCACCAUAUGGCGAGGUCACAGUGGCAGCAGCCAGCUGGCCAGAGAAAUUCUGUGAGAUGAGAACCACAGGUCAGAGGCUUGCCGGUCACGUGGCACAGUAGAACGCUCUUACCUGUCAGAACUAUUUAAAGUCAUCAAAAGAAACAUGCCAUUCCCACCCCACUCGAUCCCCCUGGAUUUUGUCCCAGGGGAAUGAUUUUAAAGCAAUUGUGUGAUUGAAUUCUAAACAAGUAAUUACAUUCAGAUGUGCCCUCCUAGAGGCAAGGUAUUCUGCUCAGAGAGAGGGGGCCACGCAGCUUUCUCCCACUGAAGAUGGGAGGCCGCAUUCCGGAUACGUGAAAAGAGAUGUUUUUAGUAAGCGUGUUUUCCCCCAAGGCUCCUGCGUUAGGUUCCAGAGAAAAUGUUUUCUACCAGCUAUUCCAAAUUAGUUUCUUUUUUCGUGGCAAGUUGUUCAAUUGGAAUUCACUUUCCUGAAAUGUUUUGUAGUUUUCCUAAACAUAGAGAUUCCAAAUAGUGAGAAAAUUCCUAAACUUCUUAUACACGUUAUUCAACUGAUUUCAAAGAUAAAGCCGUUAAUUUUACUAGACGACGGCGGCUUAUUGGAGGCUUUUUCACUUCUGCGUUCCCUGACAGUGCCAGAGUGGGCCUUCAGGUACAUAGUAAUCUCUGCUUACCUUGGACUGGCUUCACAAUGUUAACAUCACUACCACUGAAUCUUCAAAAUAAAGUUCUUUCAUUAAUUUUAA